This is a messenger RNA of Caenorhabditis angaria, 766 nucleotides long. NCBI's taxonomy places the organism in Eukaryota, Metazoa, Nematoda, Chromadorea, Rhabditida, Rhabditidae. The record is from the annotation of a GenBank genome assembly.
AUGACGUGGCUCUUCGUACUAUUAGCAAUAUUAUCUCAAAUUCAAAUAGCUGAAAGUGGUUCGGAUACAAAUUUCGAGGAUACAAGAUGUCGUUGUACUUGUCCAAGCACUUGGAAAUUUAUAGCUCAUGCAGAUAAUUCAACAGAUAAACAGGAUCAGGAUCAUAAACGAAGAUAUUAUACGAAGACCAAUAUUGAGCCAAGUUCCUGGUUAGUUUUUUAUAAAGGAAGCGUUUUUAAAAUGAAUAAAAAUAUUUUUCCAGUAAACCAGCCAAUAUUGUGAAAGACCAAGUGAUUUCACUAAUCGAUAGCUCAAAAAUCGAUGCAUUUUUGGCGAAUUGCGAUUGUCGUUAUGAAUCAAGAAACACAGUAUUAUUAAAAGUUGUGGUUAUUUUUGUAAUUUGCGUCAUCGCAGUUCUAACAGGAUAUAUGGUUUUCUUGAUGUGUUUGGAUCCAAUGCUCCGAAAAAAGCGACUUUCAAUAAGUUAUCAACAACAUAAUGAUGAGAUGGAAGAUAAUAUUUUUGCACCAAAUGCAACUGCGGAGCCUUCGUCUUCUUCUCUUGAUCCAGAUGGUACAACUAGAGCUAGAAAUACUGGAAGUAAGGGCUUUUCUAAAGUUUUUGACAAAUAUUUGAUGUAAUAGAUGUUCGCAUUUAUUUAUUUUCAGAUGUUCUCGGUCGCGUUGAGGCUGAACAAAAUCGCUGGAUGCGAAAAGUCGAAGAGCAGCGCCGAAAUAUUUUCGAAGAUCACACAAUGCUCAAUUAA